Molecule: messenger RNA, 305 nt
Organism: Amoebophrya sp. A25
Lineage: Eukaryota; Dinophyceae; Syndiniales; Amoebophryaceae
Source: the annotation of a GenBank genome assembly
AAAACCAAGACGGAUCGAGAUCUAGCCCUUGUCGCCAAGCAAAGAGCGGAAGAAGCUCUAAGCGAGACAGCGGCAAAACUUGAAGCCGCAAUAGAAGAGCGAGAGCAGGCAAUUGCCGAAAAAGAAGUAGCAGUGAUGGAGCGCGAUGAGGCCUUACAAGAAAAGGAUGCUGCAAUAGAUCAAGUAGGUUCGUCGCUGAAGGCAACUACGCAGCAGACUUCAAAAGAACAGGACACUUUGUUAAAUGCCGGAGAGGCAGUGGCUGUAGCGGAGUAUCCAGAGGCGCCGUCUUUCGUGAAGAAGGC